Messenger RNA from Glarea lozoyensis ATCC 20868, 306 nucleotides. RefSeq lists its product as uncharacterized. The coding region runs from base 1 to 306 and encodes 101 amino acids. NCBI's taxonomy places the organism in Eukaryota, Fungi, Ascomycota, Leotiomycetes, Helotiales, Helotiaceae. The record is from RefSeq and is a predicted model, not a curated record. The transcript has a single exon.
AUGCCUUUCAAUCUCAGAAAGUUCUUCCGAAGCUGCUUCGGCACCGCAGAAGAAACUUACGAGCCAGUUCGAGUCCUCCCACAUCCAGUUCACGGGUACGUCGGUGAGACUCUUACUCCUCGCGAGAAGGACACUCUCGCCUUUAUCAACUCUCAUCGUCCCAACUCACGAUUGGAGCGCGACGAGUCGAUCCGCACUCCUCACAUGCCUCGUCUUCGUCCACAUGGAACAGUCAUCCACCGACCCCUCGAGGCGGACCAUACCAUGCGACGAUUCAUCUUGAACAAAUACGCUUUCCAAGAUUAG